Molecule: messenger RNA, 2220 nt
Organism: Letharia columbiana
Lineage: Eukaryota; Fungi; Ascomycota; Lecanoromycetes; Lecanorales; Parmeliaceae
Exons: 2
Coding region: 1-2220 (739 amino acids)
Biological process (GO): mRNA processing
Cellular component (GO): nucleus
Molecular function (GO): RNA binding
Source: RefSeq, a predicted model, not a curated record
AUGGCCUACAAGCGAUCGCGUGCGACCUUCGAAGCAGACCUUACUGCUCAACAGUCGCCAUACGUCAUAUACGGUACUCCACUUCCACCUCUGGAUCCAGACAUUCGCGAUGACGGUACUUACGUGCCCGUGUGGAAGCAAGAGGUCACAGACGAGCAAGGAAGGAAAAGGCUGCACGGCGCCUUCACAGGUGGAUUCAGUGCUGGAUACUUCAAUACCGUUGGAUCCAAGGAAGGAUGGACGCCUUCCACCUUUGUCUCGUCUCGGACAAACCGGAAAAAAGAUGCCCCUGCGGUUCAGCAAAGACCGCAAGACUUUAUGGACGAGGAAGACAUGGCCGAAGCUGAAGAGGCCAGAAAGGUACAGACUGCGGAUGCCUUCGCAGGGCUUGCAUCUACAGUGGGAGAACGAUCGCAAGAUGAUACGUUCAUGGACAUCCUGAAGACUAGCGGGGAGACGAUGGGGGUAAAAUUGUUGAAGAAGAUGGGCUGGCGCGAGGGCCAGGGUGUGGGACCAAAGGUCAGGAGAAAAGCAAGGCUAGAGGAGGACCAGGAGCCGGGUGGUGGGUCAGAUCAACAAACUCACCUUUUUGCGCCAGAGAAUUCGCGUAUGAUAUCCUUUAUCAGAAAGAGUGACCGCAAAGGCCUGGGCUUUGAAGGUGACGGAAGGCUUUCAGAGAGCAGAGAUGUCGCUGGGAUGACUAAACCUACAGACCCGGCCAGUGAUGACGAGGAAGAAAGUACAGCCUUCGGAGCUCCCAAGAAUAGUAGUAAGACCAAAAACAAAAAGCCAGAACGCAAAGGUGGAUUCGGCAUGGGUGUUCUCAACGACAAUGGCUCUGACGACGAGGAUCCUUAUCAACUGGGCCCAUCGAUAUCCUACAAUCGUAUCAUAGGAGGCGACAAGAAGAAAAAGAAGAAGCUCGAAGCCAGUAGAUCUUCAGCCAAUCCGUUGCUCAACAGCAAACCCGUCUUCAUCUCCAAGAAAGCUGGUGCAGGGAAAGCUAGUGCGGGUUUUCGAAGAUGCCACGAUGGCCGUCUACCUUUGGAUGGCUUCGUUCUCUCCAGCAGUUUAGAUCCUUUUUCCUCAAUCCUCUCACAAGAUGGCAAAUACCCUCCUCCCAAGAUCCCCCCAGACUGGAAGUCUUCCAAGACGUCCUCCAACCUUAAAGCAUCCGCCUCAGCCCAAUCAGUCUAUCAGUCUCCAGCCACCAUCGCCGCCGCCUCGAAGCUCUCCCCCAAAUCUCGCGCCGCCCUUCUAGGCGAAACCCUUCUUCCAGGCAAAUCAGUAUUCGACUACCUCAACCCCAAUGCCCGUGCCCGCAUCGCCUCCGCAACCAACAACCCCAACCUUCCCCCUGCCUUAGGCGAAGCAGACGCUCACCUGUCCUCAUCUCAUCCAAGAACACUCUCCUCGCUCAUCCCAUCCUUAGCCAAAGAAACCGCCCUUACGGCCCUCAGCCGAGGAACAGCAGGCUGGAUGCCCUACGCCGAAGACCCCGCCAAGCGCUCUCGCUACCGUCUCUACCUCGAAAUUUGCGCGAGCCUACGCCCAGAAGGAACCCUACCCGAUCGAGCCCCGGGCGCCAGUAACGAUGACUGGGUCAACGAAAUGAACGAAUUCGCGCACGCGGCGCAGAUUUUCAAGCCUGUGACCGGCAUCAUGGCUUCGCGUUUCACAUCCUCAUCCUCAGCUCCGAAGCUCGCAUCUGACAACAUCAAAUUGGAAGGCUCUACAGAUGCACCGGGGGAUUCACAACUACUCACACAACCUACUGCUAAAGCGAAGACACCCGCUGAAGAAGCGGCCACCGUGGGUAUGUACGGGCCUCUCACUCGCUCAGUGGAGAACUUCUACCCUACGCGGUUGCUGUGUAAGCGCUUCAACAUCAAGCCUCCUGCGCACGUACAAGUAGAUCCUGGAGACGUGGCCCCUGAGCAAGGAAAUGGAGCACCGCCACCAAUGCAUUCAAGUGCGAUGCCGCAGAAGCGGUUGGAAUUGGUUGGGAAGAGGGAUAUGGAUGAGUUGAGGAUGAGUGGAGGUGGGAUGAGGAGUGUGGCGGUGAAGGUUGAGGACGAGGGUGGUGGAGAGGAGAUGGGAGAGGGUCAGGGCAUGGAAGAAGUCGUGGUGGAUCCGGAGAGGAAUGAGGCGAUUGAGAAGGAGAGGCCUGGUGACGAGAUUUUUAGGGCCAUUUUUGGUAGUGACAGUGAAGACGACUGA